AAGAGGCUCGUCCGCCGCGUACCAAAUGCUGGGGGGUCGGCCUGUUGGGGCCCCGCUCGGGCGACCCAGCGGCGGCUCCUUUCCCCGGACCGAGAGGCGUCCGGGCGCCCCGCCUGGCCCCGAGAGGCCUGCUUCGCCUCCUUCCCUUUAGCCAAGUAGUCGUGUUGAACCCGUUUAGCGAGGGAAGCCCGGCCGGCAGUUGCUCCUCCUCCUCCGAAGGCAUGGCCCUCUCUUUCCGGCCAGUGGACAGGCACCGCUUGAGGCCCAAGACGGAGGACAGGCAAAUCUAUUAGCCAUGGAAGCUGAAGAGACAAUGGAAUGCAUUCAGGAGUUUCCAGAACAUUACAAAGUAAUCUUGGACAGAUUGAAUGAACAACGGGAGCAAAAUCAGUUCACAGACAUCACUCUGAUUGUGGAUGGUCACCACUUUAAAGCUCACAAAGCAGUUCUUGCUGCCUGCAGCCAGUUUUUCUACAGAUUCUUCCAGGACUUUACUCAGGAGCCUUUAGUAGAGAUAGAAGGUGUAAGUAACAUGGCAUUUCGUCACUUAAUAGAGUUCACCUACACAGCCAAGUUAAAGGUCCAAGGGGAAGAGGAAGCAAAUGAUGUCUGGAAAGCAGCUGAGUAUCUUCAAAUGCUGGAAGCCAUUAAGGCUCUUGAAAACAGGCAAAAAGCAAAUUCAUUGGUGCAUGAAUCACUUCAGACACAAGAUAGCAGUAAAGCCAAAAAGCGGAAAAUAGCAGAAACCUCCAAUGUCAUUACAGAAACACUGCCUUGUGCAGAAUCUGAACCUGUUGAAAUUGAGGUGGAGAUUUCAGAGGGGGCUAUUGAAGUAGGAGAAAAUAACAUUGAGGCGCUUGAGGAGGUGGCUUCCACUGAACAGUCUAUAAAAUAUAUACAGACCACGGGUACGUCAGACGAAUCUGCUCUGGCUCUUCUGGCGGAUAUCACCAGCAAAUUUCGCCAUGGGGAGCGAAAAAGUGACAUUAAAGAAGAAUGUUAUGGCAUAUCGGAUCCGAUGGGCAAACAGGUGGAAGGCAUUGAGAUCAUGGAACUUCAGCUGUCACAUGUCAACAACAUUUACCACUGUGAAAAGUGCAACCGUACAUUUAAAUCGUUUUACCACUUUAAAGAACACAUGAAAACGCACACCAUGGAAAGUUACAAGUGUGAGCUAUGCAACAAAAGGUACUUGCGUGAGAGUGCGUUAAAACAGCACCUUACCUGUUACCACUUUGAUGAAGGUGCUGCUAACAAGAAACAAAGAUCUGGCAAGAAAAUACACGUCUGCCAGUACUGUGAUAAACAGUUUGACCACUUUGGACAUUUUAAGGAACAUAUUCGGAAGCACACAGGUGAAAGGCCAUUUCAGUGUCCAAACUGCCAUGAGUUUUUUGCCCGGAACAGUACGCUCAAAUGUCACUUGACAGCAUGCCAUUCAGAGGCUGGUGCUAAAAAGGGACGGAAGAAACUUUAUGAAUGUCAGGUCUGCAACAGUAUAUUUAACAGCUGGGAGCAAUUCAAGGAUCACCUAGUAACACAUACAGGUGACAAGCCCAACCACUGUACUUUAUGUGACUUGUGGUUUAUGCAAGGCAGUGAACUGCGGAGGCACCUGCAAGAGAUGCACAACAUUUCAGAACGGAUAAUAACGGAGGACGUCCUUCCCACGGAGAGUGACCCCGUGGCUCCCAUGACCAUCAUAGAGCAGGUGGAACAAGUCCAUAUGUUGCCCGUCAUUCAGGUCCAGGUGGAUCCAGCGCAAGUGACAAUUGAGCAAGUGCACCCAGACUUGAUACCAAAUAAUCAAGUGAAAACUGCGCAAAUAGCAGAGCUCCAAGAGCAGGUCGAGAUUAGCUACUUGGAAGUGGAGCACAUUCAGACUGAGGCCAGCACCGAAGUCCACAUGGAGGAGUUAGAUGUGGAACAGGUGGACCAGUUACACAUGGAAGAGGUUCAAGCGCAGCUUAUAGAAGAAACGAAUCUAGAAGAAGUACAAUCAGGACACGGGGAACACGGUGAAUUAGAACCUAAAGGACCUGAUGGGUUAGACACACAACCAGUAGAGAAUUUAAAAGAGGAAACAGUGGAAACCUAGCAAAUGUUGACUGCGUUGCCUGUGAUUUGAAAAAAAAAAUGUAAUACCAAAUUAUUUUUGUUAAUUGUUUUUGUUUUUGUUUGCACCACCAGUGGAUGGCUUCCUUGUAUUGAUGCCCUUAGAGAAGUGGACAGGCGGACCAAAGUUAGGCCAUUUGAUUAAACUGCCCUUGAUUAAGCCUCCCUUGUGCUUUAAAAAUGCCCCAUAAUAUCACAGAACAAAAUAUUUUCUAGAGAUAGACAGCUCUAUGUGGAGUUUUAAUUGUCAAGUUUUGCAAGAGUGUACUGCUAGGUUAUGUUGUUUGUCCUUGUGAGAGACUUCUGAAAUAAGUUCUGUUUUUCUUUCAGACUAUGAGUUUAAUGUUUGAAAUGGAAAGGUCCCAAGAGUCACAUGGAUUACCUUAAUAACAAUUGGGUGAUUUACUCAGGCUGCUAAUUCCCCUUGCUCUCUUAAUACUUGGCAGUCUUUCUGUUCUUAAGUUUAAACGUUGUCUUCUAAGCCUAGAAAUUGACUGGGAAUGGGGAUAGUCUGCGCUAAGGUUCCUUAAAAUGAAAAAAGACCCCUUGUGCCUUCUCAUAUCCAAAUGAUUAAACUUUCACAAAGCUUUUAGGAUGUUGACAAAGCUAACGCAAAAGAGACAAUGUAGAUAAUUGCUUUGUAGUGCUUUGUAAUUUUGCUUAUAACUGUUAGUUGCCAGGUUUUUAUUUUUGUUGGUUUUUAUUUUGCAUUAAAAUAAAUGUAGAUAAGGGGAAAGGUCAUAGAUUCAAACACUGGCAUUUUUCCCCCAAAGGGCCAAUUAUAAUAGGAAAAUUCAGCUAUAUUUGCCACAAAGUAUGAGUUGGCGGAAAGAUUGCACUGGCAUCUUAUCACCAGAUUUUUAUUUUUAGAAAAAAAGUACAUUUUAUAUUUUAAAAAAAGAAAUCUUAAUAAAAUUCAAAAGUAAUUGUGUCUAUUCAAAGCAUCAGGCUACUGUUUUAUUAUUUAAAGGGGGAGGUUUUGUUUUUUUAGACAGUUUACAGAAAGAUUUUGCGCUUGAAAGACUGGGAGAGAGGAAAUGAAAAAAGCCAUAGGUAUGAGUGUUUGAACUGUGGAUUUAUAAAAGUAGGAGUGUAAAUAUUUUAAAUCAGUAUUAUUGGACAAUAAAACAGUACCAACCACA
Anolis sagrei ordinatus is the source of this 3257-nucleotide messenger RNA. The record is from RefSeq and is a predicted model, not a curated record. NCBI's taxonomy places the organism in Eukaryota, Metazoa, Chordata, Lepidosauria, Squamata, Anolidae.